Varanus komodoensis (Komodo dragon) is the source of this 1791-nucleotide messenger RNA. RefSeq names its product nuclear transcription factor Y subunit beta (gene NFYB). The transcript is spliced from 7 exons. Gene Ontology annotation, biological process: regulation of transcription by RNA polymerase II. Gene Ontology annotation, cellular component: CCAAT-binding factor complex; nucleus. NCBI's taxonomy places the organism in Eukaryota, Metazoa, Chordata, Lepidosauria, Squamata, Varanidae. Bases 278 to 895 code for a protein of 205 amino acids. The record is from RefSeq and is a predicted model, not a curated record. Gene Ontology annotation, molecular function: protein heterodimerization activity; DNA-binding transcription activator activity, RNA polymerase II-specific; RNA polymerase II cis-regulatory region sequence-specific DNA binding.
UUGUCUCCUUUAAUCUCCCCCCCCCAUCCCAUUUUCUGAAGAUCGCUCAAGAAAAUGGGUCGAGGGGGCGGCUGGAUUGCUUCCCUGUCCACCACUUCGGGGGUUUCUAAUGGAUUUUCCGCCCCGGUCCAGCUCCCCCUCCCCGUUCCUCACCUUCGAACAUGGAUUGGAUGCGGGGCGGGGGAACUUGGAAGCUGUCAAAAAGCAUCUCCCGCAUUAGGAGACCUCCUGCUCUUCUCUCGCUUCGUCCUGAUCUCGACGGAUAAGGACCGCAGAGAUGGAUGGUGAUAAUUCAACAACAGAUGCUUCCCAGUUGGGAAUUGCUGGAGAUUACAUUGGUAGUAGUCACUAUGUGAUACAGCCUCAUGAUGAUACAGAGGACAGCAUGAAUGAUCAUGAAGACACUAAUGGCUCCAAAGAGAGUUUUAGAGAACAAGAUAUAUACCUUCCCAUUGCAAAUGUGGCAAGGAUAAUGAAGAACGCUAUACCUCAGACAGGAAAGAUUGCUAAAGAUGCAAAGGAGUGCGUGCAGGAGUGUGUAAGUGAAUUCAUCAGCUUUAUAACAUCAGAAGCGAGUGAGAGGUGUCACCAAGAAAAACGAAAGACUAUAAAUGGCGAGGAUAUUCUCUUUGCUAUGUCAACCCUGGGAUUUGAUAGCUACGUCGAACCUUUGAAGCUGUAUCUUCAGAAGUUCAGGGAGGCCAUGAAGGGAGAAAAGGGUAUUGGGGGAACAGUUAACACAGCAGAUGGCCUUAGCGAGGAGCUCACAGAGGAAGCAUUUACUAACCAGUUACCAGCAGGUUUGAUAACUACAGAUGGCCAACAGCAAAAUGUUAUGGUGUACACAACAUCUUAUCAACAGAUCUCUGGUGUUCAGCAAAUUCAGUUCUCAUGAUUUGAAGAUGGCUUUGGAUCUGGGGAUGUGAGAGAGAUGGACAAGGGAUUAGAAAAUGCUAAAAGAGAAGAAACAUUGGUUUGAAAUGGCUGGUGAAAAAAGAAGUAUCACUUUGUAUAUUCAAUAGCUGUAAUGUAGCUGCCUGAGGCUUGACUAAUUGGGGUGUGAACUCUGACUCAAACCUUUUUUCAUGAAUAAUUUUAAAAGAAAUUCGAUUUUAAAGGUAUUAAAGUAUUUUUGUUUUGUACGAGAGUUUGUUGCUCUGUAUAACUCCUGUAUGCAUUGUAUAUUGCAAUUUACUACUGUCAGAGAUUUGUAGACAGUUUCUUAUUUUCAUAUUGAAUCAUGUUACUUUUGUAAUUCAAGUAAACAACUGGGUUUAAUUCAUGUUUACCCUUUGAAUAAAACAUAAGGGUACCGUUCAUUUUGAAUGCAAGUUGCCUUUAUUAUAAAAAUUGAGAUGACCUUUUGUUUUGUAACUGCCUUGCAUGACUAAAGUUACGUUAACUAUUUAUUAAUAUUUUAACUCUGAAAGGGAAUUCCUCAAGCGCCAGCAGUUCACAAGAAGUGCUCCCAGUGUUUUUAAUGUAAUGAUUGAAUUAAUGUGAAUCCAGAGGUAACCAGUUGUUAGAUCUUAGCAUUAGAAGCUUGAGAUGUAAUCUAUCAGGAACUAAUUUGCACAAGCUUAAUAAUGAGAAUGGAGGGAAGUUAGACAAGAAUAGUUGUCUUGUGUGCGGGGCCAGUUCUGUAGAUUGUCUGGUGCCCAAUUACAAUGUUAACUGUACCUUGUAGUGCAGUCCCUGUUUUGGAAAAACUAGAAUUAUGUAGUAGUUUUUGGUUCCCAUUGAGUAGGAACAUUUGCCUCACUGCUUUUGAAAUAAACCCUUUUUAAUUUA